Molecule: messenger RNA, 777 nt
Organism: Somion occarium
Lineage: Eukaryota; Fungi; Basidiomycota; Agaricomycetes; Polyporales; Cerrenaceae
Source: the annotation of a GenBank genome assembly
AUGUAUGACGCGUCAUUAGACUCGCAGUAUUUCGCCCAAGAAUAUCUUGUGCCCGUGGUCGACGGUGAAAUCAAAGCACGUUGUCUCAUACCUUCGCGAUCUAGCGAAGGUCGGAAAGAAUUUCCCCUUCUUGUCUGGUUUCGUGGUGGCGGCUAUUGCUUCGGCAGUGUUGAGGUAGAUGAACCACACCUUCGGAAAGUUUGCAUAAAGCAUCAAGUGGUCAUCGUUGGUGCAGAUUAUAGGUUAGCUCCAGAGUAUCUGUUCCCGACCGGUAUCAAUGACGCUUACGCAACUUCGAAAUGGGCCACUGAGAAUGCAGCACUGCUCUCAGCUUCGCUGUCCCUUGGCUUCAUCGUAGCUGGCAUAUCCGCAGGCGGAAACUUUGCUGCUUGGCCGACUGGCCAAAUUCUUCUUCAUCCAUCGGCUACGCCUGAGCAGUAUAAAUCUGACCUUGUCUCCUUGGAGCAAAAUAUGGAUGCUCCUUUACUUUCCGGCAGCAACGUCGAGUAUUUCUGUGAGCUGGUGAAGGCCGAUGCAUUCAACCCUAAGUUCUCUGUUAUCCUUGCAGCUUCUCAUGCUGGUCUACCGCCUACUAAUCCAUCGUCUCGAUGUUUACCCAGGAUUUCCUCACGGAGCUCAUUUCUUACUUCCGACUGCUUCUAUCUCCAAGCAAUCUAUCAAGGAUUUCGAAGACGGCCUCCAGUGGCUAUUGACCACGGACAAAUGACAAUCGUUCUGUUCCUACGGCUUCAUUUGUCUUAUGGACGUAGUUGGUAG